Fusarium keratoplasticum is the source of this 624-nucleotide messenger RNA. RefSeq lists its product as uncharacterized. The coding region runs from base 1 to 624 and encodes 207 amino acids. Gene Ontology annotation, biological process: mitochondrial respiratory chain complex I assembly. NCBI's taxonomy places the organism in Eukaryota, Fungi, Ascomycota, Sordariomycetes, Hypocreales, Nectriaceae. The transcript is spliced from 4 exons. The record is from RefSeq and is a predicted model, not a curated record.
AUGGAGCACCCGAAGAGCGCGACUCCCCGGGCUCACUUCGAGCCCUCCACCGUCUUCAAGCCCUACGAUGUCCUCGACGACACCGCCAAGGCCGGCCUCGUCGGCGGUGCCAGUGGUCUCUUCAUCGCCUCGAUCCGCAACGCCCUGGCAAAGACAAACGUCGGCGCCCUGAGCGUCUUUACCCGCGGCGCCCCCAUCAUUGGCCUCGCCACUGCCGCUCCCGCCGCCUACGUCUUCUUUUCCCGAACCGCCAUGAACCUCCGCGAGGAGAACGAUCCCUGGUCGGCCGGCUUUGGUGGUUUCAUGAUGGGUGCUGUCCUGGGUCUUCCCUCGAGGAGAAUGCCCGUCGUCAUGGGCCUGGGUGCGUCCGUUGGUGUUUUCCAGGGCAUGUUCUACUACCUUGGCAACCGAUACGACACCUUCAAGAAGGAGGACGAUACUUUCGAGCGCAAGGAGACGGCCCGACGGACAACUCGAUUGCCGCUUGAGCAGACCAUCUCGGAGAUUGGCGAGGGCCGAGGUAUCCAACCCCCCGGAUACGACGAGCGGAGGGCAGAGCGCCUCAAGGAGAAGUACGGAUUCGAGGUUAACCCCGUCAACGCGACUAUUGCCGGUAGCCAAUGA